AUUUGUAUCGUCAAUAUAGAACAAGAGCAGGCAAUUGGAAGGUAAAUUAAGUUGUGUAUCGUGCGCACUUUUACGUUUAUUGUCAGUAUGAGAAGUAUCUGUUAGUUUUAGGUUGCACUUCGGUAUAUAAAGAUAGCAUGAUCGCUACCUGAAACUACUGCUACUAUAUCCGGAAUUACGGAGGUAUUGUCUAGUUCAAUGACAAUUACACAAAAGCUAUUCUUAUGCUAACCUUCCAGAUUAAUAUACUCGUCAUUUGGAAAGUCCCGCAUGUGUUAUACUUAGCAUUUAUGCAAUAACUUCUUGAUCGAUAUCCAGGAGUAAACCUGAAGCCGGCCCCAUUGUGGGUCACUUUCGUUCAUGUUUUGACCCCUUCCCGUUCGUUUCGUCAUCUUGGCUGAAUGUUGCACUCCCUGCCCAGACUGUUAAGAGCAGCUGAGCGUGUGAGGCGAGUAGGAGCCCAGGUCACUGCCAUGUCGCAGAGCAUUGAGAGUUGUGAUAACUCCCCCUGCUCUGAAGGGGGCGCCGCCACCGCUGCUAUAAUCAUCAUUGGGGAUGAAAUACUGAAGGGCCACACCCAGGACACGAACAGCGCCUUCCUUUGCCGGGCUCUGCGUCAGCUAGGCGUGUGUGUGCAGCGCAUCAUAGUGGUGCCGGACCAACAGGAGAUUAUCGCCAAGGAGGUGGCCGCCCUGUCCCCCCACUUCACCCACCUGAUCACCUCUGGGGGCAUCGGACCCACCCACGAUGACGUCACCUUCGAGGGGGUGGCGCUGGCCUUUGGCGAGCGCCUCCGACCCAACCCGGAGCUGACCCGGCUGGUGGAGGAGUUCUUCGGGACGGUUGGGCCAGACAGUGGCGCCAUGAAGCUGGCCAUGGUGCCAGAGAGCUCCAAUUUGAACUAUCCUCAGGACCCACAGACAGGGAAGCUGCUCCGCUACCCACUGGUCAGCGUGCGCAACGUCUACAUCUUCCCGGGGAUCCCCUCACUCUUGGAGCGUGCCUUCAAUGGCCUCCGGCACCUGUUUGCCAGCUCGCAGACCACGUUCCACACACGUGAGGUCUUCGUGGACGCCGACGAGACCCAGAUCGCACCGGUCUUGACCCAACUCCAGCUUGCUUGGGGCAAAAAGGUCUUCUUGGGCUCCUAUCCGGAUUGGCUGAGUAACUACCACCGCGUGCGCCUGGUUCUGGACUCAGAUAGCGGUACCAAAGUGGAGGCAGCAAGAAAGGAGCUACUGGAGGCCCUGCCCGAGGGGAGUGUGGUGCCGCUGGUGACCGACUCCGUGUCCCUGGCCACCACAGAGGUGUACGCACUAGCCAACAGUGGGACGCUGCUGGGCCAGAAGGUGACCUCAGCCUUGAAGGUGGUGGAGAUGGCGCUGGAGCGCUAUUCGCCGUCGGAGAUCUGCGUGGGCUUCAAUGGGGGGAAGGAUUGCACGGCCCUGCUGCACCUGUACUACGCGGCACUGCGGAGGAAGCACCCAGAGGGCAAGGACCGCGUCAAGGCGCUAUACAUCCGCAUCGUGCUUCCAUUCCCAGAGAUGGAGAGGUUCCUGCAGGACACCACGAAGAGAUACGACCUGGAGCUGAUAUCGGUGGAGGGCAGCAUCAGGGAGGCCCUGGGAGAGGUCCGCGAGAGCAAACCGGAGCUUCGUGCGGUUCUGAUGGGCACACGGCGAAGCGACCCCUAUUCCCACACACUGACUCCGCUAUGUCCAACCGACCCAGGCUGGCCCGACUACAUGCGGGUCAACCCCCUCCUGGACUGGACAUAUCAUGACAUCUGGCAGUUUCUGAGGACCCUCUUCGUGCCCUACUGCAUCCUGUACGACAAAGGCUACACCUCCCUGGGCAGCAUGAGCAACACAUCCAGGAACCCAGCGCUGCAUGUAGUCGACGAUAGGGGCGUGACGCGCUACCGGCCUGCCUACCAACUGGAGAACGCCGAAGAGGAACGCAAUUCCAGGGAGUGAUGGUUCGGCCAGGGCCUAGCGUGCAUCCUUGGGGCCCCACGGACCCAUAUACAUACGAAUGUUGCGAUGCAGGUGUGGCCCUGUAGGGGGUGCUGUUUUGCUGGAGUAAAAUAUAGAGAUGCCAUGGCUGAGUAAGAGAGUAACCCGCUCAGAUGACUCACUAUAACAGGACUGGUGCAAAUAUAGAGAUGCAUUUGUGCAUCUUCUGUUGUGAAGAUUAGCAUCAGCAACGGCUGAAGGACAGACCCAUUUGUUGUUUAUAUUGUAAAAAUAGUAAUAAUAGCAACAUUAUACAACUAAUUCCUGGUACGCUGGUGGAAGCGAGUGUGGUUUGGGUGUGCUGAGGACAGGCAUCGCCCCACGCUGCGGCAGGCGUGACUCACUGGCAGAUGUCCCUAAUGACGCUCCUGACACGGCCGGGGUCCUCACCGUGCCCCAGCUCUCGCCCCCUCUGUGCCUGCGUGCCCCCGUGGCUGAUCAUGUCAGCUGCCCAUGCUGGCAGUGGGGGCGGAUCAAGCGCCUUCCCCGAGGAGCAUCCGGCCUGCCCCCCCACCACCCAGCCAUGGUGCGGCGGGCCAAAGCAUGGCCUCUGACGUCAACGCUAGAAAAAAUAAAAUAAAAUCAGCCGCAUGUUAAGGAGA
Messenger RNA from Brienomyrus brachyistius, 2617 nucleotides. RefSeq names its product flavin adenine dinucleotide synthetase 1 (gene flad1). Bases 402 to 1976 code for a protein of 524 amino acids. The transcript is spliced from 8 exons. Gene Ontology annotation, biological process: FAD biosynthetic process. The record is from RefSeq and is a predicted model, not a curated record. Lineage: Eukaryota; Metazoa; Chordata; Actinopteri; Osteoglossiformes; Mormyridae. Gene Ontology annotation, molecular function: FMN adenylyltransferase activity.